Messenger RNA from Phytophthora nicotianae INRA-310, 1182 nucleotides. RefSeq lists its product as hypothetical. Lineage: Eukaryota; Oomycota; Peronosporomycetes; Peronosporales; Peronosporaceae. The record is from RefSeq and is a predicted model, not a curated record. Bases 304 to 1080 code for a protein of 258 amino acids. The transcript has a single exon.
CCCACGGAAAAGCUCGUCCUCGUGCCGGCGCGUGCCAUGCACCACCAAAAGCCUGUGAUUGGCGGCGUGCGUGCUGCCUACGGGUCACCACCACAAUCAGCACGAUUUUACUGGUUGUUUUGGGUCAGAUGGAAAGCCUUGAGCCGAUUUGUUGACCGGCGCGUGGCUGCACCAUCGGGAUCAAUUGCGAUCCAAGAGAGGCGCGUGCCAAUGUGGCUUGACACCUUCCGGCCUGUUGUCAUGGCGCCUUGCUCAUAACGCAAUUGGCACUCUCGAGCUCAAGUGAAUUUCAUCGUUGCAACUAUGAGCGUCAAGUCCGAUAUUUCAUUCCUGCUGAACCCGCGGUCGUCUGAAGACACGAGCCGAAAUGCGAUGACGCCGCCCACGUCUCCUCCGUCGUUCCAGCGCUUGAUGGCGCUGGCUCAGAGCCCCGAAGCUACAACUACGUCAUCGUCUCUACUUCUUUUAAGCUCGUGCAUUGCGCCGAUGGAGAAAAUGAACGCCAACAUCAAGACGGAAAUACCGCAGUUGUCGCUAGCGGCCUUGUGCGAGGCUAGCAGUGCCAGUAGCUGCAGUAGUGGCGACUCUAGCGACGAGGAACCAGAAAUCCAACAAGCAGUUGUGAUUAAAACUCCAGUCGUCGAAAAGUCCAAACCUAAAGCGAAGACAACGCGGAAACGUGUCCGAAAGAACCGGAAUCCGCCCUGUCAAGUGGAAGAAUGCAAGAACAUCGCGGUAUCUCGAGGCUGCUGCGUGCGUCACGGCGGUGGCUCGCGUUGCAAGAUCGAGGGCUGUCCGAACCGUGCAAAGCUGUACAAACUGUGUUUCCAACACGGUGGUUUCAAGACGUGUGCGACCGAGGGGUGUACGCGCAAGUCCAAGCGUUACGGCCACUGCUGGUCGCACGGAGGCGGUCGUAUCUGUGUGAUCCCCAACUGUGACAAGGUGUCGACGCAGGGCGGACUGUGCUGGGCUCACGGCGGUGGCAACCGAUGCAAACUGGAGGGAUGCACCCGCCGCUCGUACCAAAAGUACGGCUACUACUGCGUCGAUCACGUGUCCUUGAACACGAACAAGUAAAGAGCGAAGAGUAUGAGGUGUUCGGUCAUGUACAAUAGUCAGAUCGUGCAUUAUAAGCUAUUUGAGUGAUUAAAAAUGCAAUAAUUCCUUACAAAAUGCAAA